UCCGCCCCGGAUGACAGCGCUGUCCGCCUCGUGCGCGUCCUUCCGGUUAUGAGAUGAGUUGUUUUGGUGCAGUGUUUUUAUCUCUUUGAAUGCACCUUUUGUGCUUUAGCGACCCCGGAGUCAUCUCAUGCGAUUGCGUUAUGGAUUUUAUUGCACUCUGAUGCUUUAUUUUUCCGCCUCAUUCAAAACCGCCGGCAGUAUGUUUGACGGGUUAGCAACCCAGCCGACCUGACGGUCCGUUUGGAUGAUUUAAUGAUCAACGCUGACACUGAUGUUUGUAUCUGAACAUGUUUGUCCCUAAAAUAGAUUCUGGAGAGUCGAAAUGACCGUUAAGAGCCGUCUUUAACACUAGUGUUGUAACUUAUGCGUAGCUGAAACAUUAAACUGGUACAUACUUUAGUUGAAGGAACAAGCUAAGAUAAUGGCAUUGCUGUAGGUAACGCUGAUUCUUUUCAGCUGUGUUUAAGUCUUAAAAACGCACAGCACGCUCAUAUUGUCACAGAUAUGUGAUUGUUACUGCAAACGUUGCUUCUUUCGGAAGUGAAGCGGGUCCGGUUGCCAUGGAGACGCGUGAGCAUCAUGGGAUGUUCGCGGAUCCGGACUUUCCUGCUGACGACUCUUCACUCUUCUGUGACUACACCACGCCCCUCCCCAAAUUGUUGGGCGAUGUCACAUGGCUCCGCCCACAGGAGAUCUGCGAGCAUCCUCAACUCUUCCCUGAUGAGCCUGCGGCGGCCCACCCAAAGCAAGGCAUUCUGGGAGACUGCUGGUUGCUCUGCGCCUGCUCCAUGCUACUCAAGAACCAGCACCAUCUAAACAAGGUGUUUCCUCCGGAACAGCCUUUGUGGGGUGACCGCGUUUACCGCGGUGAGUUCCGGUUCCAGUUCUGGCAGAAUGGGCUCUGGAUAGAGGUACGGGUGGAUGACCGACUACCCUGUAUCAAUGACACUCUCUGCUUUUCGCGAUGCCAGAGCCCUAGGGCAUUCUGGGUAGCACUUUUGGAGAAAGCCUAUGCCAAGUUACGUGGUUCGUACGAGCGUUUGUGGGCGGGGCAGGUAUGUGAGGCAGUUGUGGACUUGAGCGGAACCAUAGCGGUACGAUGGAGUCUAAAGGAAGCGGAGUCUCCACGACAGCCCAACGACUCCCAGACUCAACACAAACCUAAUGGUACCAAACUAUCUGAUCUCUCACUGGAGCUGAAGGAGCGAUGUGCCAUCAGCUGCUGUGUCCACAGCGCCUCCACAGGUAUCCCAGAGCUUGGUCAAUAUCACGCCAUGAGUGUGAUGGAGUGGACGAUUGUGACAAUGAUUACAGGAGAGCAAGUGGAGCUGAUCAGGAUACGAAACCCCUGGGGCAGGAGGAGCUGGGCUGGUGUCUGGAAGGAGGGUGGAUCAGGUUGGCCUUCUCUGGAGCCCUCCUGCGCUCAGGCUUUACUGGGCCGCACGGCAGAGGGCGAAUUCUGGAUGGACGAAGCAGAAUUCCAGCAUGAGUUUGAUGAGGUCACAGUGGGCUCUCCUGUCAAUGAGGCAGGACACCUCCAAAGCAUCUACACGGGAAGCUAUCUAACUCACAGCCACCAGAUUGGAGGCCGUUGGGUCAAAGGUCACUCUGCGGGUGGUUGCCGCAAUAACAGCACUUUUAGCAUUAACCCUAAGUUCUGGAUAAAAGUGUGCGAGAGAGGGGAAGUGUUGCUCUCGUUGCUACAGUACGGGUGUCCUGACUCACCAGCAGAGGGUGGCGGUCUGCAGCACCCGCACCUCCAGGCCAUUGCGCUACAUAUGUGGAAGGUGGAGAAGAAACACUUUAACCUGAAUCGGAUGCUUAACAAGCCACCGCUUGUGUCGCACACGCACACGUACGAUCGGGAAGUGGUGCUACACGCUCACCUGAAUCCUGGUUUCUACCUGCUGGUGCCCAGUACCUUCCUGCAGGGAGCGGAGGGACGGUUCCUUCUGAGAGUUUAUUCUUCCUGCCCCGCUUCUCUCAGUGUGAUGAAAUCCCCUCCUGUUCAGCACUGUUCAGAAGGCGAGUGGGAAACCAUUAGCUCUCACAGCUGUUGGUCCCCUGGUUCUACUGCUGGAGGAAGUCGCAACUUCUCCACACAUGGACUCAACCCUAAUAUACCCCUUACUGUGACCUAUGACCCUGGAGGUAACAACACAAAGGUCACUCUACGACAACACAGGCCUGAAAAUUCCCUCCAUGCCAUCGGCUUCCAUAUUUAUAAGGUACCUGAUGGUGAGUCCCUGUUAACCCCUUGUGCCACGUCUCCAGUGGUUAGCUGUGUACCUCAUGCCCACUCCCAGGAAGUCAGCGUGUUUUGCCGUCUACAGCCGGGCGAGUACGUCGUAAUUCCUUCCACCUACCAGCCAGAACUCAGCGCUCACUUCACCCUGACUUUUACACGCAGGAUACAUCGGAAAGCAGUUCAGAGUCAAGAGCUUCUGGGCCACGUUGUUCAGGAGGUCUCCUGUGUCUCUGUAAUGAGACGAUAAUCUGGGGAAGUGGAUCACAUGCUCAUGUUGAGAUGAAAGUGUUGCCUUCCAUCCUCAGAUGAUGAGCAGCAUGUUGACCUCUAGAGCCCUGUCCACUCUAACAGGAGCCAUCGAUGCCGAUCACCACAGUCAGCUACCAAAACCCACCAGCAGUGGAUAAAUGAUCCUGUUUAGGAAUUUGUCACAGUGGUUGACUAGUUUUCCAACAAACGCUCCUUGAGAAACAUGUCAGAUCAGGGUCAUGUGACCUCAGUAUUUCCUAAUUAUACAAAAUUAGUUAGACUCAUUAUUCAGACUCGUUAAAAGUCAUUGUCUGAAUAUUGAGUCAACCUAGACUGGCUUUGUGGUCCAGGCUCACAAGUAAGGUAAAAAUAUCCAAGAAGCACCUUUCAUUUUUAAGUGUUUAAUUAACUGGAAUAUCAAGAACAACAAAAACACUUUUACAUUCACAUAAAAAUAAAAAUAUGUAUUAGAAAAUACUGAAAGAGAGAGAAAAUAAGGAUGCAGAAGAUAGAAGAAGAAGAAUAAAGAAGGGGGAAUUUUUGGCCAGAGAAGGGUAGACUGGGUAGAUGGAAUAAGUGGGAGGCUCGGCGGCUCUACUGAAGCUCCAGCUCUCUCUGAAGUGUGCCGCAGAGUUGGAGCCCCGCACGCAGUCGCUGCCCUGUCGGCCCCUCUGUGAGCGCUAAUAGCCUGUGUGUCAGGGUCCGCAGGCCUGUUAGUGCUGCACUAGUGACGAACUUGUAGCGUCACUGCCCACCCUGAUCCAGUGCCUAGUGCCGCCACACAAUGACUUGUUAUGUAAAGCAAAUUCACUGCUGUGACCCUUUCCUCCCUUGUGUGUGUCUGUGUGUAGGAAUAUGCAUUAAAUUAUUUUGAAUUUAAA
Messenger RNA from Puntigrus tetrazona (Sumatra barb), 3378 nucleotides. RefSeq names its product calpain 10 (gene capn10). NCBI's taxonomy places the organism in Eukaryota, Metazoa, Chordata, Actinopteri, Cypriniformes, Cyprinidae. Gene Ontology annotation, biological process: proteolysis. Gene Ontology annotation, cellular component: cytoplasm. The transcript is spliced from 12 exons. Gene Ontology annotation, molecular function: calcium-dependent cysteine-type endopeptidase activity. The record is from RefSeq and is a predicted model, not a curated record. Bases 561 to 2495 code for a protein of 644 amino acids.